Odontomachus brunneus is the source of this 1748-nucleotide messenger RNA. It is a transcript of the gene Syx16, whose product is annotated as syntaxin-16. Gene Ontology annotation, cellular component: endomembrane system; SNARE complex; membrane. The record is from RefSeq and is a predicted model, not a curated record. Gene Ontology annotation, biological process: vesicle-mediated transport; vesicle fusion; intracellular protein transport. Gene Ontology annotation, molecular function: SNAP receptor activity; SNARE binding. The transcript is spliced from 5 exons. The coding region runs from base 128 to 1102 and encodes 324 amino acids. Lineage: Eukaryota; Metazoa; Arthropoda; Insecta; Hymenoptera; Formicidae.
CAGGUGUUUCGAUCAGCUGUUUGAAGAUGACAGCUGAGCCAGUGCGUUGCAAGGACGCGGUUCGCGAUGGAACGAUUAUGAACUAUAUCGUGUUCACGUGCUCAUUUUGAUAAACAAUUAUCGAAGAAUGGCUACGAGGAAUUUGACUGAGCCGUUUGUCUUAAUGCGAAAUAAUGCUCUUCAGACUAAACACAUCUAUGCCGAACAGAGCAUCACCGAUCGUGUGGCAUUGGUGGAAUCGGACUCUGGCGGAUCCGACAGUGUCGAGUUGAAGGGUAUAAACACGGACAGCGGAGCACCGCCUGCUUGGGCAGAUGCCUUAGAGGAAACGCAGUAUAUCUUAAGCAGAUUACGAGUAAAGAUAGACACCCUGAUCGAAUUACACUCCAAGCAGCUCACCAGGCCGACUUUGGACGACACAUCUCAGGAAGAGAGACAAAUGGAACAACUCACACGGGAAAUUGGACGUGCGUUUUCUAAUGGCUAUAGACAAGUACAAACGAUCAAAUCAGCUGGCAGACAUAAGACCAAACCUACAGAACGUCGAUUGGCUGCCAGCGCGGUGAUGGCUCUUUCGACUGCCUUACAAGAAUUAGGUCUUCGAUACAGAACAGCACAGAAUCAUUACUUAGCACAGAUGAAGUCAAGAGAAGAGAGAAAUAGCCAGUUCUUCGCAGAGGACCAGUUUCUGUUGGACAGUGUAGCUACAGACUCCUGGUUGGCAGAAUCGAACGAGGCUGCUGCCGAUUACUGGCCUAGGGAUGAGCGAAGACAGGACUCGGUUUUAUUGCAAUUGGAGGAACCUGAGGAUAGGAUGAAAUUAGCAUUGGAAAGGGAGGAACAGAUUGGCAGUAUAGUUCAAAGUAUAGGAGAUUUAAAGCAUAUUUUCAAGGAUCUUGCAGUGAUGGUAGAGGAUCAGGGUACUAUUUUAGACCGGAUCGAUUAUAACAUCGAGCAAACGCAAGUGCAAGUGCAGGAAGGCUAUAAACAGUUGAAAAAAGCCGAUUCGUAUCAGAGAGCUAAUAGGAAGUUGUACUGCAUUGUGGUUCUCGCGGCUGCUAUUAUAUUACUUAGUUUUCUAUUAAUCAUAUUUAAGACGUAGAUAAGCAUCAGUGAGUAAAAUUUAUGUAAAGGAAUAUUGAUAUAACGCACCUGUUUGUGCAAUUUAUCAUCAUGUUCUAUAAGAUGAAACAUGUUUAUAGAACUUGUUGCAAUGAUGGGAAAGCUAUUUUUCAAGACUGCGACUUUUUCCAAGUGUUACGUCAACGACAAGACAACGUAUUUAAAUGUCUAUUUUAAUCUAUUCAUUGAACAAUUAAUCUGAUAGGAAUAUUUAACUAUGUGUGAGUGCAUUAAUCAUUUUAAUUAAUGUUAAUCUUGUUGCGGAAUCCGACUUUAACACAUCAUCGCUCUUAAUAUUGCAAUACAUGCAAAUUUGGUUCAAAUGGCCAUGCAAUGUUUGAAUUCUUAUAAUGUACAUUAAAUGAUAUACACAAAUUUGCAUAUACUGCAUAUAUUUGUAUAAAUUAAUAGAAUAAUUUAUUUAUCUCAAUUUAUGUAUACUGUACAUUUUUAUAUAGCAGAAAGUUAUAACAUAUAAAUUAUUUUUAUUUACAUAUGAUCGCAACAAUAUGGAAAUAUUGCAAAAUGAGUUUUAUAUCCGUAUCGUAAGCCGUUUCCUUGGCCGAUCAUUCGAUUGUUGAAUAAAAUCAUUCCAUAAGAAUAAACAAGUAAACUGGCUGUAAGGA